AUGAACUCCAUCUUGAACAGUACUCUAGAGCCGAGUCUUAGGGGCGGGAAGGAUUGUGAGAAGUGGUUGAUCGAGUUCAGAACAACGAGCGCUUACCACGGCAUCGGGGAUGCUAUUCCAGUCACCGAAGGUCCAAACAUAAUUUCGCGUGGAGCCCACGCUGGCCGGCCGUGUGACAUCGUCGAUACCAUUUCUAGCAGCAUCCGAAAAGCUCGUUUUGUCAAUGUGCAUGAAAAGAGUUACAGGUGGCCGAUCGGACCAUGGCCCAAAGACAAACAGUUAAAGGAGGCUGGCAUGGUCAAUUUCCAACACUGGGUAGCCGGUAUGGAGGGAUGGUGUAUGUGGCUCCUUACGAAGUUUGGCGAGCAAGAGCCGUGGACAAAAGAGGAAGUCCACGUGUGUGUAGCUCAGCUGCGCAGGGAGCUCCAAAAUCCCUAUCACCAUGUUUGGCACAGGGUUCCAGCUUCCGUCAUCUUGACGUCAUGUCAGAUCAACCCCGCGGCCGCGGCGGUCGCGGUCGAGGACCUCGUGGCGGAGUCUUUGGGGACCGCGGUGGUCGCAGAGGACGUGGCCGAGGCCGGGGAGAUUCACAGGGCCACCCCUUUCGCCCUUCUGAUCGUGGGGGCCGAGGUGAUUUCCGUGGAGCCUUCCGCGGUGGCCGGGGUGGUGGUGAUCAUCGCGGCCGUGGAGACUUCCGGGGUCGCGGCCGAGGUGGUGGUCCUCAGGGCCCUCGAAUCUUUAAGUGAGUAUUACUGCUUUCAUGGCCUCUUUCCAAUGAUCUGUCUUUGUAUUUCACGAACAAUCACUCUAACCUCAAAAUCCCGCAGUGAGGGCAAACCUAUUACUCCGCCCGAUGCCACCGUCGUCAAGACAGAAGACGCUGUGGCUAAGGCGCUCGUUGCCAGUCGCCAGAAAAAUGCAAAGAACGCUACGCAGGCAUAUCCCGACCGGCCAGGAUACGGUACUCUCGGUCGGCCUGUUACGCUAUAUGCCAACUAUCUGCCCUUUACCUCUGUGGGAAAACUAAUCUUUCGCUAUCAUGUCUCCAUCGCCGCAGAGGGCGGCCGGGAGCCUGGUGGCAGAAAAGCACGACACAUCGUGCGUCUUCUGCUGGAGGAGCACUAUUGUGCCAACUUGAACAGCAUUGCAACCGACUAUCGCUCAACACUUAUCUCAGUGACUAAGGUUGCUGAAGGCCAGUUCGAUGUGCGCUACAAGGAUGAAAACGAUGAAGAAUAUCCUGAGAACCCGAAGGUGUACAAGGUCACCAUCCAACACACGGGUGACAUUAACCCAGCCGACCUUAUCAACUACCUCACUUCCACCAAUGCAGGGAGCAUGCUGAGCUCCAUGCCCGAGAUUGUUCAGGCUCUGAAUGUCAUUCUGGGUCAUCAUCCGAAGAGCGAGCGCUCGGUAGCCUCCAUCGGCGGAAACAGACAUUUCAGCCUUCAAGAAGGACUCAAGGAGAGUUCCAGUCUCGAGGGUGGUCUAGAGGUGCUUCGCGGCUUCUUUGUUAGUGUGCGAGCUGCCACAGCCCGUGUCCUGCUGAAUGUCCAGGUCAAGUACUUGGCCUGCUACAAAUCAGGGCCCUUAGAAUAUGUGAUUCAAGAGUGGAAGGCUAGCAAUUUUAGGGCCAGUUCCUACAGGAUGGAGGCUUUUCUGAAGCGCAUGCGUGUUUGCAUCACUCACAUCAAGCACAAGGGCAAAAAUGGCAAAGAAAGACCCGCUCGCAUCAAGACCAUAUCCGGUCUGGCAACUCCCCAAGAUGGUAGCUCAGCACCCAACGGGCCAAAGGUGGAGGGCUACGGAGCUGGUCCCUACAGUGUGAAGUUCUUCCUGAAUGCUCCUGGCUCACAGUCUGCACGGCCUAGUGGUGGAGAAGGCAAGGGCAAGAAGGGCAAGAAGGGCCCUCCCAAAGCUGGCCCUCUUCCAGCUGGCCAGUACAUUAGCGUUGCUGAUUUCUUCAGGAAAGAGUACAACAUCACUGUGAAUCCCGACUUCCCUGUUGUUAACGUCGGAACCCGUGACAAACCCGUCUACCUCCCUGUGGAGGUUUGCGAGGUCGAGGCUGGCCAACCUGUGAAAAACAAGCUCUCCCCUAAACAGACACAAAAUAUGCUCAACUUUGCUGUCAAAGGCCGCAUGCCAGCAAAAAAUGCUCAGUCUAUUAUCACGAAAGGUGUGGGGGUAUUGGGAAUCGGUCAGCCACUGAAUGCCACACUCGUAAGUGAACCACUGCCCCGACUGCACUGA
Messenger RNA from Penicillium diatomitis, 2253 nucleotides. RefSeq lists its product as uncharacterized. The record is from RefSeq and is a predicted model, not a curated record. The transcript has 5 exons. Bases 1 to 2253 code for a protein of 750 amino acids. Lineage: Eukaryota; Fungi; Ascomycota; Eurotiomycetes; Eurotiales; Aspergillaceae. Gene Ontology annotation, molecular function: protein binding; RNA binding.